Molecule: messenger RNA, 1857 nt
Organism: Zymoseptoria tritici IPO323
Lineage: Eukaryota; Fungi; Ascomycota; Dothideomycetes; Mycosphaerellales; Mycosphaerellaceae
Exons: 2
Coding region: 1-1857 (618 amino acids)
Molecular function (GO): actin binding
Source: RefSeq, a predicted model, not a curated record
AUGCCCUCCAUCCUCACAGAAGACGACAAGCAGACGGUCAAGCGCACCGUUCCCAAGGCCUCCAACAAAAUUCACGCCGUAGCUGUCGCGAAGCUCUACGUUGCCCACCCCGACCGAUCGAGAUGGACAUAUACUGGCCUGCAGGGAGCCGCAGUGCUCGCGAACGAUCUCGUGGGAAACACCUUCUGGAUCAAGCUGGUCGAUGUAUCUCCCGCGAACCGUGGAGUCAUUUGGGAUCAAGAGAUUUACGACACUUUCUCAUACAACCAGGACCGAGUCUUCUUCCACACGUUUGAGCUGGAGGAAUGUCUUGCAGGAUUGAGUUUCGCGGACGAGAAAGAGGCCAAACAGUUUCGGAAGAAGAUGGACGAGCGGGAGAAGAAUGCACACAAGAAUACCAAGAACAGGCCGUUCGCGAGCGGUCCGGCGCAGACCACAGGAUACGGACAGCAGCCACAGCAGACUCAACAAGUGGCGAGCAGCGGGAAGAGCCACGGUAUAUUCGGCGGUCUUUUCUCACGAGAUCGAGGCAACAGCCAGCCUCAGCAGCCGGCGCAAAGCAUCAUUCCACCACGGGGUGUAGAUGUUCAUGCGUCCUCGAGCCCUGCGGCGCCUUCCCCAGCAGGACGCAAUCGGGCUGAAUCAGACAUUGACCUCAACGAUCCGGCGGUACAGGCAGUGUUGGCAGAUUUGCUGCAGAUGGGAAUCACCGAGGAUCAGAUUCACGAACACUCGGCAUUCAUCAAGAGCUACUUGGAGCAGAAUAAAGCUACGGCGCAGGCACAAGCGGAGAAGAAUGACAGAGCAGCACGUGCUCCUCCGCCUCCGCCGCCUCAAGUAGCCAACCUCAGUCCGCAAACUACCGGCGGCUCAAAAGGAAAUCGGGGUCCGCCGCCAGCUCCUCCGCCGUCUAGGAGAACGGCAGGAGGUGCGGCGCCUGGCGGGAACAGACCACCCAGCCCAAGUCCCAGCCCUCCUCGAGAACCUUCACCGCAACGACCACGCUUCAGAGUCCCACCACCAAUCGCAGACGCCGGCAAGCUCGCGAACGAUGCUCCUGCGCCACCAGCAAGAAAUAGGGCUGCUAGUCAAAGCACGCCUGGUCCACCACCGCCUCCUCGUCCACCGAAAACUCCACUCGACAAUGACUCUCCUCCGCCUCCUCCUGGGCGCUUCGCCGUACCACCGCCGUUCGAAGGCAAGAGAGUGACAUCAAGCCCUGCGGCGCCUCCACCACCCCCGAGAGGAGCAGCAGCCGUACCUCCUCCACCUCCGCCACGAGAUACAGCCGCGCCGGCUGGCCUCCCUCCUCCCCCACCACCUCGUGCGCCCCAAAUGCCUGCCGACUCUGGUCCUCCUCCAGCUCCACCUCUCCCUCCACCAACCACAAGAGCCGUUCCACCAGCGCCGAACGGUCCCCCUGCACCACCUCCUCUUCCACCUAUGUCUAACGUCGCGCCUCCUCCUCCACCUCCAAUGCCUCCAACCGUAGCUGGUGGUGGGCCACCACCUCCUCCGCCGAUGCCUGCCGGAAGUGCCGCCGCUCCACCAACAGACAUGGGCGUUGAUGAAGACUCCGCCGCCGCGCUGCCUAAACUGGACGUCCCUGGACGAGGCGGACUACUGGCCGACAUUCAAAAAGGAGCACGGCUGAAGAAAGUCAGUGAUCAAGAGAAGAGAGAUCGAAGUGCUGCUGCGGUUCCUGGUGGCGAAGCUGCCGCGCCGGCGCCUGGAGGUGCGGGUGGUGGCGAUGCGGCUGCUGGUGGUGGAUUGGCUGAUGCUUUGGCGAGUGCUUUGGCGGCGAGGAAGAGUAAGGUUAGCCAUAGUGAUGAUGAGAAGAGUGAUGAUGAGUGGUAG